CAACCAAUAGGAGCGCGGGGCCGGAGAGGCGAGUAACGCUCGAGAGCCGCAGCGGCGGUGGCGAUGGCCCUGGAGCGCGGAGACCGGCCGCUCCCCGCCGGCACCGAGGGUCUUCCCCGGGCGUUCCUGCAGAGCCUGCGCACCCUCUUCGAUAUCCUGGAUGACCGGCGGCGCGGCUACGUGCACCUACGGGAGAUCGAGUCCCGCUGGCGGGGAGCGGAAGCCCGGGAGCUGCCCGCCGGGGUGAUGGAGGGGCUGCGGCGGGCGGCACCGGCCAGCGGGUACCUCACCUUCGAGAGGUUCGUCCUGGGGCUGCGCGCUUCCCUGCCCGGGGCUGACCCCCCGGCGGAGAGCGGCGGGCGGCGGAGCGAGGAGAAGCCGCCGAGCCCGCGCUGUGCCGAGGAGCGGCGCAGGAAGAGCAACGGGCAGCGGGAGCCGGGGCACGGCCAGCACCGCGGCCGAGGUGGUGAUGCUAAAGCUGCUGGGCAGUCCCAGGGAGACAGUGGCCAUCCAGGGGCUGGGGAUGCUCGGAGGCAUCAGAGAGGACGUGCAGAACAUCGGAGACACACCAUCACCAAUGGCGUGGACUUCAGCAUGCUGAAGCACAUGAAGGAGCUGGAACAGGAGAAGGAUUUCCUGCUGCAGGGUCUGGAGCUGGUCGAGUGUGCCUGGGAGUGGUACCACCAGCACAUCCAGUUCAUGCAGGAACGCCAGAGGCUUCUGGGGAAGAACAAAACCAGUGCGGACUUUCCAACUGAGGGCAGCCAAAGCCACUUGGGGCGCCUGGUCCCCAAGCUGCAGGAAGUAAACCGCUGCCUGGGUGACCUCCUGUCCACUGCUGGCAAGCCAGCAAACCCCUCCUCAGCUCUGAGCAGGCUGGUCCCUGUGGUGUCCCCAGCCUCAGCAGGCUCCCAGCAAGCCAUCAACAUGCUGAAGGAGCAAAACCGGCUUCUCACCAAGGAGGUGACUGACAAGAGCGAGCGCAUCACCCAGUUGGAGCAGGAGAAAUCUGCCCUGAUCAAGCAGCUCUUUGAGGCUCAUGCCCGCAAUAACCAUGAGACAAGCCAGCUGGACUCCACCUUCAUCUAGCACCCAGCUCCCACCUCCCCGGCCUCAAGCUUUCCUGGGGGUUUCAUGAGACUUUUGCCCCAAACCCACCACAUCCGUUGCUCCAGGUGUUUUAUCCUGAUGUCCGGAACUGCUGGUGGCAUCUUUGUAGGAGGAAUCCAGGAACCCCUUGGAACUUCCUUGGCCCCACCUGGGAGCGUCCCUGCACUGCUUUGCCGCUGGGCUUUUCAGCUGUGCUGCUCUCAAGCUGCUCCUUUCCCAUCUCUAAGGGGACUUCAGAGAUCGUGCCCCAGCCCCGGGUCCCUGAUGUGCUGGAGGAAAUGGCCACUGCCUGUGUGGGGGGAGCUGCUGUGCCCUUGGCCUCACUUGGGCUGAAUUUUGGCUGCUGUCCUAAAAAGAGCACGUAUCUUCAACACUCCUGCUGGCACCUCCAGGCAAGCAUGGCUGUUGGAGGGGGUGGCCUGACCCCUGCUUGUGCUGCUGUUGGAAGACAAAUUGAAAAUCCGAUGGGGCCUACCUGGCCCCUCUGCUGCCUGAGUCCUGCCUGCCAGUGACACUGUCCUGGGCCAGAGCAGCACCUGAGCUGAUGCUCCUCUGGUGCAAUCCCUCUUUCCAAUUGCAGUAGUGAUGCCAUAGUUGCUGUUUACAUGUGUGCAGGCUCCUGUAGCUCAUGAGCCAUAGACUCGAACGAGGUAGCCCGUACGUCUGAGCUGCAGUUCCAGGCUCUUUGCAGAUUGAGGCAGACACUUCCAAGUCCUUUGGUCUGCCUUGACCCGGCAAAUGGAUUCUUAUGACUGCCAGACUUUGUUGGUUUUUUUUUUCCAUGAUGACUUUAAAAGGAAAGGGGAAGUCCUGCAGCAGGAGGAUGCUAACACAAGCCUGACUUCUGAGGAGGCUUCAGGGUAGGGUUUUGUAAUGAACUGAGCGAUGGAGUGGGUGCUGAUGGGCUCUUUCCUUUGCGUAUCUCCAAGUGGAGGAAUGGCAGCUUUGCCUGUCCUGGUGGUGGAUGCUGGAUUCCUGGGGCAACAUCCUGAGUAUGAACUGCACCUUCCUCCAGGUCUCUUGGGAGGGUGGGGUGGUCUAAGCAUGGGUCCUGUUAGACUGGUGCAUUUCAGGAUACCUCUUCUUCACACCCAGCUCAGUGAUGAUGCUUGAGCUGAAUGAUGUCUUCCACUGUGGCUUGGUACUUGAUAUUUAUGGUACUUUCAUAGGAGAUCCUUGUGAAUUCCCAUGUAGCACAAAUCUGGCCCUUUGUAGCUCCAAGACCAGGACCUUUCUCUACAGGAUUGUUUCCUGCCUCUCCUGGCAUGAUGCUGGAGCACAAUGCACUGAGCUGGGCAGAAGGUGCUGGACCUGCCCUGCCCUGAGCACCGUGCAGACCAGUUCCUUUCUUAUUUGUGGUUUUUAUGUGUCCAGUGCUGUGUGUCCCAUUCAGCUCCUCUCUUUGAGGUUGAUCUUGACUUGAAGCUCACUGCAACGCAUGGAUCCCUGCUCUACCCUUGUGUCUGCUGCUCUGUGAUGGAGCAGGGAUCAACGGAGUGCCAGGGUGAGGGAGGUGGAGCAAGGCCAGGACUAGUUGUGUCCUCUAGCUGUGAGAGUAGGACAUCAGUUGUCCUCUGGGCCACUUUUGUGAUGCCACCUCUGGUGUUCACAGCUUGUUUUGCCUGAGACUUAAAUGUGACCCUCUUUCUGAGAAGGGUCUCUUGUCCAUGGGAGUAAUAAAGCGGGGUGAAUUAUUUAA
Messenger RNA from Pezoporus occidentalis (night parrot), 2809 nucleotides. It is a transcript of the gene SAPCD2, whose product is annotated as suppressor APC domain containing 2. The record is from RefSeq and is a predicted model, not a curated record. NCBI's taxonomy places the organism in Eukaryota, Metazoa, Chordata, Aves, Psittaciformes, Psittacidae. The transcript is spliced from 6 exons. Bases 64 to 1089 code for a protein of 341 amino acids.